Molecule: messenger RNA, 3485 nt
Organism: Lutzomyia longipalpis
Lineage: Eukaryota; Metazoa; Arthropoda; Insecta; Diptera; Psychodidae
Product: serine protease inhibitor 27A
Exons: 7
Coding region: 1578-3182 (534 amino acids)
Molecular function (GO): serine-type endopeptidase inhibitor activity
Source: RefSeq, a predicted model, not a curated record
CAAAAUUCUGAGAAUUUUUGCAAAAAGUUAAUCAAAAAAUUGCAAAUCUAUUUAAAUCUUAUUUAUUCUGUAGGCUAAACUAGUACUGUAUCAAGGACAACAGGAAUUUGUUGGAGAACUCAUCAGAACAGGGCGAAAAAAAUAAAAUAAUUUGGACUAGUGGGUAAAAUGCUCUUCAGAAUAAUAACAUUUUGUUUUCUUUUAUAGCAUUGUCAACAGAGGAUGGAAAACUAGAGGACGGGUAUGUCUACUGGACCUUGGGAGUUAAUUUCCUCGAUUUAAAUGAGAAUCUCAGCCGUAACAGAUAGGAAAAUCUACCAGCAGAACAUUAGCCGGCUUAAGCAGAACAUUAUCUGGUCGCUUCAUUCCAAUUUACCUCGCCCCGAUUCUCGGGGAUUUAUUACGCUUCGCGCAAAUUUUAGAGAGAGAAAAUAAUUGUAAUGAAAUACAGAUUUAAUGGAAGAUUCAUUUGUUGGUGGCAAUCGCCUGGUGUCAGUAGCCUCUGUACCAAAUUUCACCACGAUCAGACCAAGGUGCAGGAAUGCAAGUUAAACAGGAACAAAAUCCUUUCUUUAUCACGUGUGAGCAAAUUCCAUUUGAAGCUGUAAUAAAGGAGAGAGGGAGGAUCAAGCAGGUAAAGAAUGCGAUAAACAAUUUUUUAUGGGGACACUAUGAAGGAAAACGGGUCUGAAAACUCUUAUGACCUUCUCUACCCCCAUACCAAUUUUCAUCAAAAUCGGCCCAGCCGUUUCGGAGGAGUUCAUGUUUUUUUAUCCCACUCCACCCUAAGGUCUUCGGAGGAGUUCAUGUGCCACAGACAAAUAUUUCAGCUUUAUUAAGAUUGAUUUGACAAAGAAACACAUAAAAAAAUUUCAUUUGAAUGAUAAAUUCUGUCAUUUAAUAACGAUAGCGAAAUUCGGGGAAAAGUUGAUCAAAAAAUCAAUGAGAUCAAUUUGAUCAAAGAAUAAAUCAUCAGUAUAGAGAUUAAAUUAAAUUAGGAUCUUUUUUUUUAAUAAAAAUUCUAAUUAGAUACACGCGUUGAUCAUCCGUUGCUCUUGCCCUUGCCCUGGUAAUCAAGCAAAAGUGAAAACCUCUGAUUCUACUUAAAACUCUCAAGCUCCCUAACGGGACUUGCAGCAAUGCGAUCAAGACGAGGGGGUGAGUGGAAGCUUAAAGAAAUUAGCAAAAAUCAUCGCAAGAAGAGAAGGUAAAAGUUGAAUAACCUGGGGAAGCAUGCAGAAUAUCGCGAAUAUGGGCAGAUAAGGCCAGAUCAUUAAAAGAAAAAGAGAUGCUCUCUCUCACCUCAUGGAUACUCUGCCAACCGAAAAGAUCACAGAAUUUUGUGAUGGGGACUUGCUUGAAAAUAGCAACUUGUGAUAAACGGUUAUACAAAUAUAAGAACCUUUUCAUUGGGCCAUCAAGUUGUGCGCUUUUUCACGAAGCACUCACCUCGGGUUUGUCGCUUGACCACACCAGGCAAAGAGCAUAAAAGCACCAACAGCACAAGAUCCAGAACCAUUCUCUUGUUUAUUCUUGUUGCAAGAUCAUCUGCAAGUGCGUCGUAUAAAGUGAUCGUCAUGGUGAAAACUGGAAAAUUAUUUCUCUUCAUUGUCUCAUUUAGCAUCGCAUGGGCACUUCCCAGCCGUGAUUCUAAGGCACUUGGCCAGGAGAGAAAUAUAGCGGGAGUGGCAUCUGAUAUCAUCACUUCAACUCUUCUCAAAGGGAACAUCGACUACAAUGAUAACUUUGUCUUCUCCCCUCUGGGCUUUUCCUCAAUCUUGGCUAUCCUAGGUGAAGGCGCUCGUGGUCGUACAUACGAUGAGAUCAACGAGAUUCUUCGCCAUCCCAAUGAUCGUCUUAAAGUAAGGGAAACUUAUAGUGAGGCCUUAAAAAAUCUUCAGGGUGAAAAUCCAAAAUCAGCACCCCAAUUCAAGACAUGGUUCUACAUCUACCGCAACAACACUGCCGAAGAUGAGUUCAAGGAUACACUCAGAAAGAGCUAUUAUGUCGAUGUAAAGGACAUUGAUCGCUACUAUUACAACUAUGAUGACCCAAAGACCUCAGAACCCAUUGAGAAUAGCAAAGAUAUCCCCAAUUUUGAGGAUCUCAAAAAAUCCGAGCCAGCUGAUGCCGCCAAGUCAGAAGCCUUGCCUGAGAAGAAGGAAAAGGAGGCUGAGAUCUCCAAGUUUGAUACAGAAAUUGAUGAUCAACAAUAUGUUGAGGUUCCCGUUAUUAAGGAACAUUUAAAGAAAGAAAAAGAGGGAUCAUCCAAACAAAAACUCGAUGAAACAAUUAAGAACAAGGCUGAGCCUGAACUCAAAAAGCUUGAAGAUUUGGAAAUUCUUCAGUUUGCCAAACAACAUCCUGUGACAAAGAAAUCCGAAGCGUCCGCCAGGAGUCUUUAUGAAAAUGACGUGGCUUCUGCUUUGAGUGGAAAUUCCUUAGUAGGGGAGAAAACGGAAACAAAGAGUGAUGCUCCUGCUGAGCGAUAUGAAUCUAAAAUGUUGCUCUUCAAUGGCCUCUACUUCCGUGGCAGCUGGGGUAUUCCAUUCCAGCAACUCAGAUCCGAUCCAGAAGAUGUUUUCUACUGUUCAGAAGCGGAAAAGAAAGUCGUCACAAUGAUGCGAUCCCGAGGAAACUUCAGAUAUGCUAAUUGCGCCAAGUACAGCAGUCAAGUCAUUGAACUUCCUUACGAGAAUGAUCGAUAUUCCCUUCUUGUCGUUAUGCCCAAUGAAAAAGAGGGUCUUAAGAAAUUAAUUACGGAAUUCAAUGCCGAUGUUCUUGAUGAAAUGGUAUCUCGCCUCGAGGAGGCCAGUAUUGAGUUGCACCUCCCGAAAUUCAGUUUGGACACCACAAGUCGUGCUGAGAAACACUUAGCAAAGAUGGGAUUGAUUACAGUAUUUACGUCAAAAGCCGAUCUCAGUGGAAUUUCUUCAACGCAAAAGCUCCAUGUGGAUGAACUUGUCCAGCAUGUUUCCAUUCGAGUCAACGAAGGUGCCAGCAGUGAGAAUUCUCUGACUGCCGCCAAUGCUGUCCGCCCCAAAUCCAGCGACAACACAGAUAAAGUCUUUGUAGUUGAUCGACCCUUCUUGUUCUUUGUGCGAGAUCACGUUGACAAUUUGACUGUCGUCGCGGGGAAAAUUCUCAGCCCACCAAGUGCAGAAGCUCAGCCACUGCUGUAAUUUUUUUCCACCGUGUGAUAAGACAAAAUGCAUUUCUGCAGCUUUUUGGGCACACUAUUGACUAUCUCAUUGGAAGAAACUCUGCAUGAUUUAUUCAAUGAGAAUUUAAUUGUAUCCAUUGCAUUGCAUAUUUUAUUCAUUACAAGAUCAUAAAAUUAUUCACGUAUCAGAACACACAUUUUUAUUUCUAAUAUUAUAAGACUUAUAAGAAUCACUUUACUAUAUACAUUUUUUUAAUUAAUAAUUCUGAUUUUUACAAAACAUUUUUUUUUCUAAAAAGAAAAUAAAAUCAAGGAAAACUUU